AAGCUACGUCACGUCAGUGUGCGAAAGGUAGAGGGCUGCGGACAAUGCGCCGCUAGACAAGCCAAUGGCGGGACGUCCCUCCAAGUCGUGGGUGGAAGUGAAUUGUCGGAUGAAGACUGGUUCUAGGAUGUGGCAUGAAGCCCGUAAGCACGAGCGGAAGCUUCGGGGGAUGAUGGUGGAUUAUAAGAAACGGGCAGAGCGUCGCCGGGAAUAUUACGAGAAAAUUAAAAAGGAUCCUGCUCAGUUCCUUCAAGUUCAUGGAAGAUCCUGUAAGAUCCAUCUGGAUUCUGCUGUGGCUUUGGCUGCAGAGAGCCCGGUUAACAUGAUGCCUUGGCAAGGAGAUCCCAACAACAUGAUUGAUCGUUUUGAUGUCAGAGCUCACCUUGAUUAUAUACCAGAAUAUAAACCUCCUCUUCUUUCAACCAUCUCAUCUGAGCAGGAAUCUGAUGACCGAAAGUGCAACUAUGAACGAUAUCGAGGGUUGGUUCAGAAUGACUUUGCUGGAAUUUCUGAAGAACAAUGUUUGUACCAAAUCUACAUGGACGAGCUUUAUGGGGGGCUGCAGAGACCAGGAGAAGAUGAGAAGAAAAAACUUUCCGAGAAGAAGGCCUCUAUUGGGUACACGUAUGAGGACAGUACCGUGGCCAAUCUAGGGGACUCUUCCGAUAAGGAUGAGGAAGAAGACUCGGAUGACGAGAGCAAGUCUGAUGAAGAUGAAGUCAUCCCAGACAUUGAUGUGGAGGUGGAUGUUGAUGACAUCACCGAAGAGCAAGUUGCCGAUCUGAACAAGCAAGCAACAACUUAUGGGAUGGCUGAUGGAGACUUUGUAAGGAUGCUACGUAAAGAUAAAGAGGAAUCUGAAGCAAUUAAACACGCUAAGGCUUUGGAAGAGGAGAAGGCUAUGUACUCUGGCCGGCGCUCGCGCCGCCAGAGGAGAGAGUUCAGAGAAAAACGUUUGAAAGGGAGGAAGAUUAGCCCGCCCAGUUAUGCCAGAAGAGACAGUCCAACGUAUGACCCUUACAGAAGGUCCCAGUCUGAUUCCUCCUCUGUUUCCCGUUCUCGUUCUCCCACUCCUGGACGAGAAGAAGCGAUCACUUUUAUUACCAGCUUCGGGGGCAGUGACGAGGAGGCAGCUUCUGGGCUCACGGCACAGUCUCCUUCCGGCGGCAACAGCGGCGGCGGCGGCAAACGCGCUCCCCAUACACAGGCAACGGGGACUUCUUCAGGUCAUAAAGAGGCCUCCCGAAGGAGAUCAUCCUCCUCUUCCUCCUCUUCUUCUUCAUCUUCGUCCUCGUCGUCUUCCUCCUCCUCUUCGUCACGGUCCAGAAAGUCUUCUAGGUCUCGAUCCAGCUCUCGAUCCAGGAGAGGUAGUAUCAGGCGGCGGUCUGGGUCUCGUUCACGAUCCAGAAGGUACUCUCGAAGCCCGGUGAGGCGUCACUCGGGUGGCGGCGGGACAAGGGACAGCAGGAGAUAUUCUAGAUCCUUGUCGUCAGAAAGGGAUCGCUAUUAUGGAGCAAGACGACGGUCGAGAAGCCGCUCACGGUCACCAGACCGCCAUGGGCGCUCUACAAGGGGCGGUGGGCGCCCACGGAGCAGCAGCAGUGUCUCGCGGAGUCCAUCUCCAGCACGCGAAAAGGGAGCAAGACCAGCAGUGUCCCCAGCGCUGGGGGAGCGUUUGAGAAAGCCUGAGCCUGCUGUUUGCAGAGAGAGCGGAUCAGCCAAAACAAAGCUGACUCCGCAGGAGAAGCUGAAGCUCCGGAUGCAGAAAGCUUUGAAUAAGCAGUACAAGGCGGAUAAGAAGGCUGCUCAAGAAAAGAUCAUUCAGCAGGAGCACGAGCGUCAGGAGCGCGAGGAUGAGCUUCGGGCCAUGGCACGGAAGAUUCGCAUGAAGGAGAGAGAACGGCGUGAGAAGGAACGCGAUGAAUGGGAGAGGCAUUACACCCGAAGCAGAACCCCUUCCCCAAAGCACAGUCGAGAAUACAGCUCGUCCAGGAGGAGGUCCCGCUCACGAUCCAGGAGUCCUCACCACCACCGUCAUUAGCUGUUUCUUAAUACGUUGUUUUGUUUUUGAAUAACACAGCUAGGUAUGAAUACGAUUCUUACCGGAGUUAGUGGUACAUUCCGUGGGACAGAAUUAGCUUUGGUAACUCGAGGGAGCGCGCUUCUUUACUCCUGUGGUGUCAUGAGCAGCCGGAAUGGCUGAUGUGGGCAUUACUGAGUCUUCCCAAGACUUGUCUGGUGUCUUCCUGAGAAGUCAAAGGUUUCGGCGUUCUUGUCCCAUGAAAUUAAUGCCCUUCUUGUACAGGCCUUUAAAUGGAACAGUCAUAAGAAAUAGUUGCCUCUUUCAAACAGAUGCAACCAGUUCAUAAUAUAUUUUGUUUUCUUUAGCUUUUAAGUUAAAAUUCAUCUGAUUGAGAUUUAAUGGCCUGCGCUACUCAAAUGCAGAUACAUCGCUAGGGUAUCAUCCACUGUGACUACAACGUGACAUAUAUUUUUUAAUGUACUAGAAUGUCGUGAUGCAACACAAAAGUGAUGACAGAAUAAGGUGUUUUUUUAUUUUUUUUUUGCUCCCGGCUCCUCUAUGAACAAUUUUUUUCAAGUGAAGAGGCGAUGUCUUUGUUAUGGGCCCCAGGAGGAGGUGGUAGGAGUACAGCUAAGCACACCAAAUGGCCAAGGUUACCUUCUCCAGAACUUGUGUAGUGUAUAUGUAAAUAAAAUCUUAUUGAUUCUUAAAUCCAAAAGAA
Molecule: messenger RNA, 2744 nt
Organism: Spea bombifrons (plains spadefoot toad)
Lineage: Eukaryota; Metazoa; Chordata; Amphibia; Anura; Pelobatidae
Gene: CLASRP
Product: CLK4 associating serine/arginine rich protein
Exons: 21
Coding region: 65-2041 (658 amino acids)
Source: RefSeq, a predicted model, not a curated record